UAAAAUGAUCAUUACAGCAGACACAGAGGCGCGACACUGAGUCACUCGACCACAUUUGAAAAUACAAAAAACGUGCAGCAAGCACAGCUUGUGAGGAAGCGCACGCAGACGCCUGGCGGAAUAAUAAAGCGCCGCUCUCUGGAAGGACGAACCCAGGGUCCCACUCAGAACCCACAGUAGAGCGAAGGUGUCUUGUCACCAGGGGACGCCGUAACCGUGACAACGGUAAAGUCCAGUCCAGUUCCGGCUGAAAUAAGCACUCACGCAUCAAACAUGGCGUCGGCACAGGAAGCGGCCUUUAAAUGUGCACUGCCCGGGGAUGCGGAGAGUCCAACGCAGCCUUUGGAAGGCGAGGGGGAGCCGCGGGAACAAGGUCACUCGGACAAGAGGGACGAGUGCGGGAGGAGUGCCUUGUUGACCGCCGCCAUGCUGGGACAGUGGGCCGUCGUCGGGGAGCUGGUGAGACACGGAGGCCGCGUGAACGAGCAGACCGUCAGAGGUUACUCAGCGCUGCACCUUGCUGCCUGCUGGGGCCACGCGGAGGCGGUGAGGACUCUGCUGGAGCUGGACGCUGACACGCAGGCCCGGACCUUCAGAGGGCAGACGCCCGCGGACCUCGCCCGGAGAUACUCCAGGACAGACUGCGUGGACUGCCUCGUCCUGGCAGAAGCCAAACAGGACCUGGUGUCAUAUCUCGCCUUCGUGAAGGACGUCGUUUCUGAGAGGAGCCUCACAAAGGAGGACAAGAACAUGUGUGCACGUGUGUGCGCCGCCAAGUCGGACUGGAUGCAGAGCGCCAAACUCCCGACAGUGUCGGACUUCGCAGCGCAGAGGAAAGACAUGGAGGACUCCGUGCAGCCUGUCCUCAGCAAGCUGUCCGUGUCAGCAUCUGAAAUGCCUGUGAAACCAGCAGAGACGUGUAGUGAGGACGCCAGGGGAUAAACGCUGGAGUGUUUUCUGGACUCCGUGUUCCCACUGAAGUGGCCUUCUCAGGUUCCCCAGAUGUGGAACCACCGCCACCUAAUUCCAACCAAAUUUUCCGAUCUUACAAAAUGGAACAUGAACUCCCCUCGUGACUUUUUCUUGGCACACAGACAAAUGUUUUACUCAGCCAAAGGUUUUUACAUAUUCAACAAAAGAAACCCAUCAGUGAUUAAACACACAGUGGAUCAGUGGAUCGAUAGUGUUGGUUUACAGACUGUAGGACAGUUGUGUUAACACUUGUUCAUUGGGUUUAGUUCACUGAGAGCCACACACACAAACAGACCAAACUGUACUGGUGUGACUGCGAAACCAAAGGAAAACAUCUAUUCUCAGAUGCUCUCACUGGGCCUCAUGCGAGAAACGUUCGUACGAACACAUUUGUUCUUGAAUCGUGUGUACCAGUGAUUCGGGAGAACUUUUUUUUCCCCACAGAAUGUACAAGAGUGGUCCAGACCUGUCGUAGGAGUCACGUCAAUUGGCCUGCUGCUAAUCAAACCAAGUUUUUCCCCUUGUUUUUUCAUCACUUUGAAGCAAUUCUAAGUAUUCAGAUUAAAUAAUAUGUAUAUAUAAUAUAUACAUUUCACCUCAUUAUGUUCACAUUUUUGGGGCCGCUGAUUAUGCUAAUUUACAACACUCGUUGCCCGCCCGCUCACAUACGCACAGGUGACCUUCGUCUUGGUCACGCGCGCGAUUUACACACGUUUCUGAAGAUAGGAGCGUUGGACGAAUCCGACGUGGCGCGUUCGUACGAACUCGCGGUACGGACAAAGAAUGUGAACAUGUUCUGGCAUGAGGCCCGAUGACAGUCAAAGUUUGACUCUGUGUGAAGCUCCUCUGCACAAAUCUCUUGCUCUUUACAAACAUGGAUCAAACAUGCGUGUACGAUGAAGAUGCAGUGCAAAAGCUGAACAAAAGUAAAUGUCCAAAUGUCUCUAGUCUAGUCUGCAGGUCGGACAUGUCAGAGACGGCUCAUGGGCACAUGAAUACCGACAUACGAGAAUCAAAUGUCUUGAUAUGUGUAAAGAGCGCAUCAGUCAUAUCUCUAGUAAAAUCAUCUCUGGAAAAAAAGGAAACAGUUCACGCUUUGAUGCGCCCUCGACACUGUAUGUUGUUGUUGAUUGCGUAAUGAUUACCUGAUUUGACCACAAUUUGCAGAGUUUGUGUCAAUUCAGCUGAAAUAAACGUCCUCAUUUCCA
Messenger RNA from Scophthalmus maximus (turbot), 2180 nucleotides. It is a transcript of the gene ankrd45, whose product is annotated as ankyrin repeat domain 45. The transcript has 5 exons. The record is from RefSeq and is a predicted model, not a curated record. Gene Ontology annotation, molecular function: protein binding. The coding region runs from base 274 to 942 and encodes 222 amino acids. Lineage: Eukaryota; Metazoa; Chordata; Actinopteri; Pleuronectiformes; Scophthalmidae.